Messenger RNA from Rhipicephalus sanguineus (brown dog tick), 1185 nucleotides. Its product is annotated as transmembrane protein 53. Lineage: Eukaryota; Metazoa; Arthropoda; Arachnida; Ixodida; Ixodidae. The coding region runs from base 162 to 1175 and encodes 337 amino acids. The transcript has 4 exons. Gene Ontology annotation, molecular function: serine hydrolase activity. The record is from RefSeq and is a predicted model, not a curated record.
GUAAACGCGUGGGAAAACAAGCAAGAUUCCUAUCUGCGUGGAUGUGUACGGGGCAGAGUUGACGCCGCCGACAGCGCCAGAGUCUCUGCCGUCGGGCGCAGCAGCUGAGCAGCAGAACACGCAGCAGCUCAGCAGCAGCAGUCGUCGCGUGACGGAGAGUGAUGGGGCUGUGGACGCGGCUCGUCAGCGCGCCCGGAAGCCUCGGCUCCGCCUGCAGGGUGCUGGUACCGUGCCUGUCACUGCAGAGCAUGAGCACGGCGGUGCGCACAGAGACACUGAACCAGAACAUGCAAUUGCGGCUGUCCCACAAGCCACCUCCGACAGCUGGGGCGCCCCUGGUGGGCGGCGGUGGCGGAAGCCCCGGCGUGGCAUGCCCCGUGCUCACCACGUCCUCGGCCUCGGCACGUCCGGACGAAGCGAUGGGCCAUCGAGGGGUGAGCAGCAGCAGCAGCAACAGCGCACUGCGCGAGAACCCGCUUACCGUGCUGCUGGCCUGGAUGAAUGCAAGGGACUCGCACCUGCAGCACUACCACGACUUCUACCUGCAGCUGGGCUUCGACGUCCUGACGGUGCGCACCCUACCUCUGCAGCUGGCAUUCCCCGCAUCGGGGGCGCAGGUGGUGGCCAAGCGACUCCUUGACUUCUUGGUGAGCCAUCCCAACUACAGCCGCCUGGUGGUGCAUGGCUUUAGCGUGGGUGGCUACCAGUUUGGCGAGGUGCUGGUCAAGAUUCGCAAGGAAGGAGGCGAUUACAGUGCGGUUGUGCCUCGCUUCAAGGCACAGGUUUACGACAGCCUGGUGGACUACCAGGGCAUCCCCAAGGGCUUCCCAACGGCACUCACCCGCAACCAGGUCCUGCGCAAGGUGCUCGAGUUGAUGAUUCGGCUGCAGCGGCUCGUGCUGUAUCCAGUGUCCACGGUGCAUUGGAAGGCGUCGUCACGUGCCUUUCACGAUAACCUGCUCACGUGCCCAGCGCUGAUGAUCAACUCGAAGCGUGACCAGGUGGCCUCUAUAGAGGACAACUUGCGUGUGGCCAAUGGGUGGCGCCAGAAGGGCACUGACGUCACGUUCUGCACGUUUGACGACUCCAAGCACGUGCAGCACAUGGGCCGCUACCCGGACCUCUACUGCAGCGAGGUGCUACGCCUGUUUCGUAAAGCCCAGCUGAUAGCCUGAAGUGAAAUAA